Messenger RNA from Salpingoeca rosetta, 1722 nucleotides. RefSeq lists its product as uncharacterized. Gene Ontology annotation, molecular function: beta-N-acetylhexosaminidase activity. Gene Ontology annotation, cellular component: membrane. NCBI's taxonomy places the organism in Eukaryota, Choanoflagellata, Craspedida, Salpingoecidae. The coding region runs from base 1 to 1722 and encodes 573 amino acids. Gene Ontology annotation, biological process: carbohydrate metabolic process; glycosaminoglycan metabolic process. The transcript has 6 exons. The record is from RefSeq and is a predicted model, not a curated record.
AUGGCGAUGGUGUCAGUGCUGGUGGUGGCUGCGUGUGUGGUUGUGUUGAGCGUUGUGGGUGUGCGGGGCUAUCAGGAUGAUGGCACGCGUGCGGCGCGGCCGUGGCCACCUGUGAAAACAUGGAACAAGUCAGCGUCGGGCUCUGUGGCCACGCUGAACCCGUGCACCUUCGUGUUCACGGACAAAUCGGCGCAGCCAUCUGGCGUGGAGCGCGCCAUCGACCUGUACAAGCACGUCAUCUUCGGCAACGCCGGCCCGUGCACAAGCGAGGACAAAGCCCGCAUGCUCGCCGGUGGGGACGUCCUCACUGGCAUCGAGAUCACGGCGCAGCACCCGAUCCCAGGGGUGGCGAAGAACCACGAGGAUUACGCGCUGGAGAUCCCUGCGGGCGGCACGGCCAUGCUCACAGCAACGUCGUACGAGGGCGUCCUCCGCGGCUUGGAGACAUUCUCCCAGCUUGUCCUGCAUUCUGCGCUGCAGCCCAACGAUGCUCGCACGUGGCACGUGGCAGAUGUCCCCUUGCAGAUUGAGGACGCGCCCACGUUUGGCCACCGCGGCUUGCUGAUUGACGUCGCCCGGACGUUCUUGCCCGUCCCCGUCAUCAAAACCAUCAUCGACGGCAUGAUGUACAGCAAGCUCAACAUCCUCCACGUGCACCUCACAGACUCGCAGGCAUUCCCGCUCCAGCUGCACCAGAACCCUGAGAUUACCUUCCAUGGCGCACAGUCGGCAGACAUGGUGUAUUCGCAGGACGACUUCCGGGAGCUGAUCCAGUACGCCACAGACCGCGGCGUGCGCGUCUACCCUGAGAUUGACUCGCCCGGCCAUACGCGUGCAAUGGGACUUGCGCCAACGCUGCACGAUAUCGUGUCGUGCGCCAACGUGAGCAACUGGGGCAAGUGCUGCAACGAGCCGCCAUGCGGGCAGCUGAACAUUGCCUCACAGCACAUGAUGCAGGUGCUCCGCAACGUGACGUCGGAGGUUGCGGCCCUCUUCUCCGACGAGUACUUCCAUCUUGGCUAUGACGAAAUCAACUUCAACUGCUGGAAGCAGGACGCAAGCGUCCAGCGGUACCUCAAGGAGCACAACGUGACCAUCAACGAGCUGCUGCUCACGUUCUUCAAGAACCAGCGCGACAUGCUGCACGACGUUGCCCCAGCCAAGAAGCGUCUCUAUUGGGAGGAGGCCAGCAAGCAGAACCCUCCUCUGCCCCUCGACAAAUCAACUAUUGUGCAGGUGUGGGGACCGCCAGCCACGCUACACGAAGUUCUUAACGACACCGACAGCGACGUCAUUGUGAGCACAUCCACAGACUUCUACCUCGACUGCGGCCUUGGAAACAUGUUUGGACAAGCGUCCUGGUGCGACCCAUACAAGACGUGGUGGCACAUGUACAGCCACGACAUCCUCGCUAACGUCUCAAAGUCUGACGCAUCACGCAUUCUCGGUGGAGAAUCAUGCAGUUGGGGCGAGCUCGCAGGUCCCGACAACUCGCUCGUGCGCAUUUUCCCGCGCGCGUCUGCAUACGGCGCUCGCCUGUGGCAGUACGCCAACACUGUCUCGCAGCGCGAAGCAAAUCUGCGUAUUGCGGACCACGCCGAGCGGCUGUCGCGCCGUGGCAUCCCUGUGAGCGGCACCACGCUCCAGUACUGCCGGCUGUACCCGGACAUGUGCUAUGGCUUCCUCGACAACAAGCAGCACGACGGCAACAUCCACCGCUAA